This is a messenger RNA of Spea bombifrons (plains spadefoot toad), 748 nucleotides long. Its product is annotated as histone H3.3A. The coding region runs from base 41 to 451 and encodes 136 amino acids. The record is from RefSeq and is a predicted model, not a curated record. Gene Ontology annotation, cellular component: nucleosome. Gene Ontology annotation, molecular function: structural constituent of chromatin; DNA binding; protein heterodimerization activity. Lineage: Eukaryota; Metazoa; Chordata; Amphibia; Anura; Pelobatidae. The transcript is spliced from 3 exons.
GCAACUUUAUUCUUUAUUUAGAGUUUGCAAGUGAGACGCAAUGGCUCGUACCAAGCAGACUGCCCGUAAGUCCACUGGAGGAAAGGCUCCCAGGAAGCAGCUGGCUACUAAAGCAGCCAGGAAGAGCGCCCCUUCCACAGGCGGUGUCAAGAAGCCUCACAGAUACAGGCCUGGGACUGUUGCUCUGAGAGAAAUCAGAAGAUACCAGAAGUCCACUGAGCUGUUGAUCCGUAAGUUGCCGUUCCAGCGUCUGGUGAGGGAGAUUGCCCAAGAUUUUAAGACCGAUCUGAGGUUCCAGAGUGCGGCUAUCGGUGCUCUCCAGGAAGCAAGUGAGGCGUACCUUGUUGGUCUCUUUGAAGACACUAACUUGUGUGCCAUCCACGCGAAGAGAGUAACCAUUAUGCCCAAGGACAUCCAGCUAGCAAGAAGAAUCCGCGGAGAGCGCGCUUAACCUUUGCUGAUACUUUGUUUUUGGAUCUUAGUUUUUUGGGUUUUUUUACGAAUUGUACAUAUGUGGUGUCUCUUUAUUUUAUAAAGGGUUUGUUAACUGUAGAGUAGACAGUCUAUUGGUAGUGCACAUUUUAUAAGACAUUCCCUUAAUCCUCAGGUUUUUCAUAAAAGUUUCUAUCUUCUGCUAGUUAUCUCUUGUGCCCCCUCUCAUCAGACAUGUUAGCUUGCAUGCUUAUCUUUUGUUCCAUACUUUGAUAACUCUGUGUAACUCAUUGUAAAUAAACUUUCCACUACCUCA